Messenger RNA from Paralichthys olivaceus (Japanese flounder), 2138 nucleotides. RefSeq lists its product as uncharacterized. Gene Ontology annotation, cellular component: kinetochore. The record is from RefSeq and is a predicted model, not a curated record. Gene Ontology annotation, biological process: meiotic sister chromatid cohesion, centromeric; female meiosis chromosome segregation; male meiosis chromosome segregation. NCBI's taxonomy places the organism in Eukaryota, Metazoa, Chordata, Actinopteri, Pleuronectiformes, Paralichthyidae.
ACGCAGCAGCAGUUGAUUGACAGGUGGGGUUGACAGGUGUGCUCUGUUGCUAGGAUCCGCCUCAGAGACCGGAAACGACAAGCUCUCUCUAUUGGUACCGAUAAUAUCUGGGUCAAAGAGAUCGAGACAUUAUUCUGGCGACAUCAGGCCGUUACUGUGUUUGCUCCACUUCACGUUAGUUCAGUUUGACGGUUGGUUUUGGGGAUAAUGGGGCGAAAGAAGCGUGAAGAUGGUCACAGUGACAGAGGAUUACCAGACACACCAGCGAUGAGCAGACGAUACAAGCACAGGAGACUUCUGACCAACAGGCAUCAUGAGGCGUUUCCAGAAGAGGCUGAAGAGCAGGAGACUAGCAUCAAACCUGUCCAGUGCAAAUCUGUGUUUUACUCAAGCCGCCCUGCAUGUACUGGAAACGUCAAACACAAAGUCGUCUCACCAGUGAUUCCAGACGAUAAAAAGCCUGCACCAACAUGGAACACAACCAUUAACAUGACCCCUGACCCAGAGGCUUUCAGACGUGGUGGAGUUAAAGAAGAGGAGCGAAACUUGGCAGUGACCCCCGGAAGCAUUACAUCUUCCAGCAUAGGGACAGAUGCAACAUUUAACUUUGAUGAGGAUGAUGAAGAAGACUGUUACUCCUCCUCCUCUUCAUCAUCCAGCAGCCUUCCCUCACCAGAGAUCUUCAGGAGAGAAAACUAUGUGGAAACGUUGACUUUCCCCAUGAAGGAGGAGACACUGGAUCUCCAUCUUCACAUAAAAAACUCCACCUUGCUGGAUGUGAGCCACGCCCAGAACAUCCACAUGCACGACACCCCCAACAUUUCUACCAUCAUUGAUGCCUCCACAACUCAUGCAAAGAGGAACCGUGAGAUCCAAGGGCCUGAACCCGAGACUAAAAUACCAACAGAUUCAUUCAAAUCAGACAAUCUGGCUCAAGCAUUCAAGCGGAAAACUCCAGUGAAACUCACCAACAGAAGACUUAUUCUGUGCAAGAAGAAAGUAUCGUUCAAAACCCCCGUUGUUGCUGAGACCCAAGAAGUGAAACGCAUCUCAGCCGCCAGAACAACUCUUCCAAACACCAGCGAGUCAGCUCGAAGGCCCAGCCCGGCCGAGCAGGUGAAGCCCCAUGCAGAGGCGUCGGGAGCGGGCGAGAUGAAUUCUGAGGACGGCACGCCGCAUCUGAGGGUGAGGCUGAAAAGGCCUGUGAGGAGGAGCCCGGAGAAAGCCAGGUUCUUUGACUUUGUCAGUGACGGUGACAGGGAUCUGUUCUUUCAGAGGGCGAGAGAGAGGUGUGUCAAACUCCGGAGCAUUGCUUUGUUUUCCUCUCCCGGCUGCUAAGAACACAGACGCUGGUGUCCUGUGACAUUUGAAGCAAAAACAUGAAAACAUGUCACCCUCCUCCCAUAAACCAGUCGGCGAGGUUUCCUCUAGAGGAAUGAGCUUCAAAACAACGUCAGUGAGACUUAAAGUAUGAAAUGUAUUUAAAAAUCAGUAUUAUUCAAAUGUGUUAUUUAAAGAACUGCCUUUAACUUUGUGCCUGUGCACCACAAACCACAUGAACAUGAGCAAAGUGACCUUUUAAAGUCCCUCAGCUCUUAUUCUUAUCAUUCCAUACAAACUGUGCUCCCAUGUGACUCUCUCCUUUUGGCAAACGAUAUUAAUAUAUAACCAGAUAUUUUGAUUAUAUCUGUUUAUACAAAUGUACUUCUUUUUUCCACACAUCCACAUUCUACCUCUCCUACAUGCUGUGUGGUGCCAUGUGACCACUAGAUGUCAGACCUGUAUCCUGUUAAAUGACCAUCUUUCUUCAUUGUCCUGACAGUGAUUGUUUUGUUUUGUUAUAUAUGUUGGUGUGAAUAUACAUGUUGUCUGUAAACUUUAAAUGUAUUUGCAUUGAUUCGUUUGACUGUGUGUGCACGAGGCUUCUAUUGAAUGGUUGAUUCAAGGCAAAUAAAGUUCAAAUGUGAGUUUAUUGUAGGUUUUUGUGUGUGUGUGAUACUUUGGAUUAGUGAGUCGUGUGUUUCCUUAUGCACGUUUGCUCUUGGGCUGUCAGAAAAAUAAAGUUGAGAUGUGUGAAACGUAAACAAACAAUGUAUUCUCCUGUACUUUUCUCAGUUUGCCGGUUCUUUGUGAAUGAA